AUGGGGGCAGAACAUUCCGGCCAUGUCUCCAAGUCACAACGCAGAUACAAAGUCCGAUUCCAGAGCGACAUCAGAAGAUCGAAGAGGAUAGGCUCGAGUAUCCCGGCCAACACAGAACCUGCACCCGUAGCUGUGAGGCCGACGCAGACACAGACACAGAUACAGAAGCAGAGGCAGAAAAAACCCAGCCAUGGGCAUGAUCCUCCUCCGAUCGAUGAACGAGCCACGCCGGCUGUUAACAAGGACGAAGACGAAGACGAAGACGCCGGUGCAGAACAACCUGAUGCGCCGUUCCAAUGUCUGCAAGACAACAGCGGAGACCAACCAGCCGCGGCCGGGGAUGCUUCGCUUGUCUUUGUGUCUCCCAAAGAGCGUCAUGAUGAGUCGGGCCAGCCUCAUCCCGAUGACUAUUCCUCUACCCUGGACUCGUUCUGCAUUCAUCCCAAUGGCAUCUCCCACGUCGGCUAUCUCGAUGACGGCGGGUUGAUGCGUGAACAUGACGAAGCACUCCCCUCGGCCAUGUUCCUGGCUCAGAGCCCAGAGUCGCAGAGUCACCACCAUCUCUCGCCCCAACUAUCCUUUCAGGCCGACAUCUUGCCCAAGAUCCCGCGCGAAAUCCCCUACCCGUCGCUGUGGUCAGGCAUGCGCAGAUCGGAGCGGAGGCUUAAUCUGCAAUACUACAUUGAAAAGGUGGUCCCGCAACUGAUGCCCCUGUGGAAUGCGGCGGACAACCCGUUCCUCUGCAUCAUCGUCCCAGCAGCCGCCGAAUCGGAUAUUCUGAUGCACGCCAUCAUGGCCCUCUCGUUUUACCAUCGCUCCUUACAGUCUCGGCUACUGCCCGACAGCUCACGCGAGUACGGACGAAACGAAGACAAUGACGCGGUGAAAGCGCUGUGGCACAAACAGAAAAUCCUGACGUUGCUCCAGGGCAAACUGACCAAGCCCGACUUUGUGACUGACGACGCCACCCUGGCCGCUUGUAUGCUGAUGCAGACAUUUGAGGUGUUGUUUUCUGGUACCAGCGGCUGGGAUCACUGGCUGAAGGGGGCCACUCUCUUCAUCCAGCUGAGAGGGAAGCUGGAAAGCGAUCUCAAGGACUCCAACAGCUGGGUCCGGCUGGUCAAGUGUGUGGUGGCGGUGGAGACCUUCGCGGCCACGUCGACGCGGUUCGACCUGUUGAUCUCGGAGCAAUACUGGAACAUCUAUCGUCGCCUGCGCCAGGACAGUCUCCAGAAGAUGGCCAUGGGCCAGCUGUCUAGCCUCAACGAGUCUUCGGAUGACGAACACUUUGAGAAGCUCGUCGGCUGUCCCGUGGUCGUUGUGUAUUCGCUCGGGCGCAUGGUCAUGCUCAUGCAAUCGCGCGAAGAGACUGAGGACCCGUCGCGAGGCUCGCGCUUCCACGACGAGGACUCGAAGUGGUACAGCACCUGGUCGAUCGAGGCCAUCAAACUGGAGGAUCUGUUAUUCCGGUGGCAGCCCAAGGACACGAAGCUGGAGAAGACGCACCUGGCCGAGGCAUUCCGCCAGGCCGCGCUGGUGUACUAUUACCGCAACAUCCGCCGGCUGGAAUAUAACCAUCAGACAGUGCAGUAUCACGUCCGACGCACGUUUGACCACCUCGGCGCCAUCGCGCCCUCGUCUGACAUUGAAGGCAUCGCGCUAUGGCCGACCAUGAUCGCCGCCAUCGAGAUCGACGAGACCAAGAACCCCGAAUUGACCCAUCGCGCCAUCAAACACUUACGAGGCAUCAGCAAACACAUGGGCGAUCCGCUCCAUCAGAACACCGAGAAUGCCCUCAAGCUCCUCUGGUCGCGUCGGAGGGACGCUGAGUCAUGGGAGAAGAGGAUGGCUGUCGACUGGAACGAAUUGAGCAGGGAAAUGGAUUGGAAAUGGUGUUGGGUUUAA
This is a messenger RNA of Capronia epimyces CBS 606.96, 1905 nucleotides long. RefSeq lists its product as uncharacterized. The transcript has 3 exons. Gene Ontology annotation, biological process: positive regulation of transcription by RNA polymerase II. Gene Ontology annotation, cellular component: nucleus. The coding region runs from base 1 to 1905 and encodes 634 amino acids. Gene Ontology annotation, molecular function: transcription cis-regulatory region binding; DNA-binding transcription factor activity. NCBI's taxonomy places the organism in Eukaryota, Fungi, Ascomycota, Eurotiomycetes, Chaetothyriales, Herpotrichiellaceae. The record is from RefSeq and is a predicted model, not a curated record.